Quercus lobata is the source of this 1989-nucleotide messenger RNA. Its product is annotated as Major facilitator superfamily protein. Bases 194 to 1726 code for a protein of 510 amino acids. The record is from RefSeq and is a predicted model, not a curated record. The transcript has 4 exons. Gene Ontology annotation, molecular function: monosaccharide transmembrane transporter activity. Gene Ontology annotation, biological process: monosaccharide transmembrane transport. NCBI's taxonomy places the organism in Eukaryota, Viridiplantae, Streptophyta, Magnoliopsida, Fagales, Fagaceae. Gene Ontology annotation, cellular component: membrane.
AAGAAAAGAAGUUUGGGUUGUUAGAGUCACAGCAGUGGUAAGAGUUACACAACGACUUUAGUUUUUUAUUGGCUAUAAAUUGGUCCUUACUCCUUACAAAUAAAUAGGGAUCUUGUACUCAAAGCUCUAUCACUUUGACUGUGGGUUCUGUUUGUAUCCCGAGAAAUUAAGAGGAAGAAAGAGAAGGAACCAAAUGGCGCCUGUAGGAGGUUUCGCCGUUACCGGAGCUGGCAGCGAUUUCAAAGGCAAGAUUACUGUGUCAGUGUUAAUCACCUGCAUCGUUGCUGCCUCUAGUGGCCUCAUAUUUGGAUAUGACAUCGGUAUUUCAGGGGGUGUGACAACAAUGGUACCAUUUCUUCAAAAAUUCUUCCCUUCAAUACUGAGAAAAGCAGCAGAGGCCAAAACAAAUAUGUAUUGCAUGUAUGAUAGCCAGGUUUUAACAUCAUUCACAUCUUCGCUAUACAUAGCAGGGUUAGCAGCAUCACUUGUAGCUAGCCGGCUCACAACAACAUUGGGCCGCAAAAAUACCAUGGUGCUAGGUGGCUGCACCUUCCUUGUAGGUGCUGCCAUCAAUGGUGGGGCAGCCAAUGUUGCUAUGCUCAUCUUGGGUCGUAUCUUGCUCGGAUUUGGGGUUGGUUUCACUAACCAGGCAACUCCCGUGUACCUCUCAGAAGUGGCACCACCUAGAUGGCGAGGUGCAUUCAAUACAGGUUUCCAAUUCUUCAUAGGAAUUGGGGUGGUUGCAGCCAAUUGCAUAAACUAUGGCACUGCUAAGCACAGUUGGGGUUGGCGCCUCUCCCUUGGCCUUGCGAUUGUACCCGCUGCUAUAAUGACAACAGGUGCACUUCUCAUAUCUGACACACCUAGCAGCCUAGUGGAACGUGGCAAGCUUGCACAAGCUAAGAAAUCGCUUGCUAAAGUCCGAGGCAAAGACACUGAUGUGGAACCUGAACUGGCUGAUCUUAUUAAGUCAUGUGAGAUUGCUAAAACUGCUAAUCAAGAGCCAUUCGUGACCAUAUUUGAGAGACAAUACCGGCCUCACCUUGUGAUGGCAGUUGCAAUACCAUUUUUUCAGCAAGUCACUGGGAUUAAUAUAAUUGCAUUCUAUGCACCGGUUCUUUUCCAAUCGGUUGGUUUUGGUAGUGACUCGGCCUUAAUAGCAUCCAUUAUACUAGGGGUGGUCAACUUGGGAUCAAUCCUUGUGUCUACAUUCGUGGUUGAUCGGUAUGGUCGAAGAUUUCUUUUCAUACUGGGUGGGAUUCAAAUGUUCGUCUGCCAGGUCGCGGUGGCUUGUGUUCUAGAAGCUACAACAGGUGUUUCUGGCACCAAGCACAUUUCAAAGGGCUACGCUAUAUUAGUACUCGUGCUAAUGUGCACCUAUGCAGCUGGAUUUGGUUGGUCAUGGGGUCCUCUAAGCUGGCUCAUUCCAAGUGAAAUAUUUCCUAUGAAAAUACGGCCCACAGGCCAAAGCAUUAGUGUUGCUGUCAAUUUUGCAACCACUUUUGUGUUAUCCCAAACAUUUUUAACCAUGCUAUGCCACUUCAAAUUUGGUACUUUCCUGUUCUAUGCCGGUUGGAUUGCAGUUAUGACCAUUUUUGUUGCAUUUUUCUUGCCGGAGACAAAAGGAAUCCCUUUGGAUUCAAUGUAUACAGUGUGGGAGCAGCAUUGGUAUUGGCGUCGGUUCGUCCAAAGGCAGCCUAGCCAAAAUUCAUAUGAUGGGAAGUGAUUUUCACACUCCUUACCGUAGAUCCUCUCUGUAUAUUAUUCAUUCCACAUUUUAAAUGUAGACAUCAUGUAUGAAAUAAUGUACGUUGUGUGUACAGAGUGUACAUCAAGAAGUAUGAGAAGACAAAUUACCAUUAUUUGAAAAUAUGCUUUACUGUGGCUCUUUAAUGGGUGGAGAAAUCCUGACUUGGCAUCAAACAACUGCCUAUCCUUAAUGUGCACCACUGUUUACAACAAUAAAAUAGUUUGAUGAUAAAUUGCAAA